Peromyscus eremicus (cactus mouse) is the source of this 1414-nucleotide messenger RNA. RefSeq names its product G protein subunit beta 3 (gene Gnb3). Bases 1 to 1023 code for a protein of 340 amino acids. Gene Ontology annotation, cellular component: heterotrimeric G-protein complex; cytoplasm. Gene Ontology annotation, biological process: G protein-coupled receptor signaling pathway. Gene Ontology annotation, molecular function: signaling receptor complex adaptor activity; protein binding. The transcript has 9 exons. Lineage: Eukaryota; Metazoa; Chordata; Mammalia; Rodentia; Cricetidae. The record is from RefSeq and is a predicted model, not a curated record.
AUGGGGGAGAUGGAGCAGCUGAGGCAGGAAGCGGAGCAGCUCAAGAAGCAGAUUGCUGAUGCCAGGAAAGCCUGUGCGGACAUCACCCUGGCUGAGCUUGUGUCUAGCCUAGAGGUGGUGGGACGAGUCCAGAUGCGGACACGGAGGACGUUAAGGGGACACCUGGCCAAGAUCUAUGCCAUGCACUGGGCCACUGACUCUAAGCUGCUGGUAAGUGCCUCGCAGGAUGGGAAGCUGAUCGUGUGGGACACUUACACCACUAACAAGGUACAUGCUAUUCCACUGCGCUCCUCCUGGGUCAUGACCUGUGCCUAUGCACCAUCAGGGAACUUUGUGGCAUGUGGGGGGCUGGACAACAUGUGUUCCAUCUACAGCCUCAAAUCCCGUGAGGGCAAUGUUAAGGUCAGCCGGGAACUCUCGGCUCACACAGGUUAUCUCUCCUGUUGCCGCUUCCUGGAUGACAACAACAUUGUGACCAGCUCUGGGGACACCACGUGUGCCUUGUGGGACAUUGAGACGGGGCAGCAGAAGACGGUGUUUGUGGGACACACUGGAGACUGUAUGAGCCUGGCUGUAUCUCCAGACUACAAACUUUUCAUUUCGGGAGCUUGUGAUGCCAGCGCAAAGCUCUGGGAUGUGAGGGAAGGGACCUGCCGCCAGACUUUCACGGGCCAUGAAUCAGACAUCAAUGCGAUCUGUUUCUUUCCCAAUGGAGAGGCCAUCUGCACUGGCUCAGAUGAUGCCUCCUGCCGUCUGUUUGACCUGAGGGCAGACCAGGAACUGACUGCCUAUUCCCAUGAGAGCAUUAUCUGUGGCAUCACAUCAGUAGCCUUCUCGCUCAGUGGUCGCCUGCUCUUCGCAGGCUAUGAUGACUUCAACUGCAAUGUCUGGGACUCUAUGAAGUGUGAGCGUGUAGGCAUACUCUCUGGCCAUGACAACAGAGUCAGCUGCCUGGGGGUCACAGCUGAUGGCAUGGCUGUGGCCACUGGUUCCUGGGACAGCUUCCUCAAAAUCUGGAACUAAGGAGGCUAGAGGAAGAGAGGCGGGAAGCCAUGAAGAUUCUCAGCUGCUUCCUCCUAUCCCCAUCUCUUUAGGGUCAGUCUUCUAUAGCCCAGGGGCCAUUCCCAGUCAACUUCCUUUUGAGAGCAGUAGGGAUUAUGGGAGUGUGCCUUUGGAAGCAUCAGGGACACAAGGGCAAAGAACUGCCCCACUUCCUCCUGUGGCCUCCCCUUUCCAUAGUACUCACAGCUUCCCUUAAUAAACAAGAACAGACCCUCUCUCAGCCCCUAGAGUCCUCCUGAGCUACCAGCAGCCUUUGCCCAGACCUGGAACGGCCAGGGUGCUCAGCUCAUGAUUAUGGGAUGUCACUACUAGUCUCCUGGCCCCUUCAUACUUUCUCCUUUUCUACCCUUUC